Leopardus geoffroyi (Geoffroy's cat) is the source of this 7373-nucleotide messenger RNA. RefSeq names its product ankyrin repeat and FYVE domain containing 1 (gene ANKFY1). The record is from RefSeq and is a predicted model, not a curated record. The coding region runs from base 287 to 3835 and encodes 1182 amino acids. Lineage: Eukaryota; Metazoa; Chordata; Mammalia; Carnivora; Felidae. The transcript is spliced from 25 exons. Gene Ontology annotation, molecular function: protein binding; metal ion binding.
AGCCUCAUUGUCGGAGGAAAAUGCUCCUUUUGUGCUUAACGCUUAUCGAGUGACCGCGGUGUGCUGGUCCUGAGCUGAGCUUUGUCUGAAUCCAUCUUCCCUUGGAUCUUAAAAUUGGGCGGCGCAUGGCAGUUUGCAGGCUUUUCUCAUUUUGGACUAGACUUGCGCACAACCUUGUGAAGGAGGGCUGCGUGUGUGUUACUUACACUUCGUAGACGGAGAGACCGGGGCCAAAGCUGUGGAGACGGCCGGGACUGGCACCCGGCUUUUGCCUUGGGUCUUUACCAUGUUCGAGGUAGUAACUCGAGGCGAAUAUCGAAGGCAGAAGAGGCAUAAAAAGCAGAAAGAAAGUGCAGAGGAGGUGGCCAAGUUGGAGAAGCACUUGAUGCUUCUCCGGCAGGAGUACGUGAAGCUGCAGAAGAAGUUGGCGGAGACGGAGAAGAGAUGCACCCUCUUGGCCGCGCAGGCGAACGGCGGGAGCGGCGGUGAGUCCUUCAUCAGCCGCCUGCUGGCCAUCGUGGCCGACCUGUGCGAGCAGGAGCGGUACAGCGAUCUGAAGAUAAAGGUUGGGGGCAAGCACAUCAAUGCUCACAAGUUCGUCCUGGCGGCCCGCAGCGACAGCUGGAGUCUGGCCAGCCUGUCUUCCACCGAGGAGUUGGACCUGUCAGAUGCUAACCCUGAGGUGACCAGGACGAUGCUCCGCUGGGUCUACACGGACGAGCUGGAGUUCGGAGACGACGACGUGUUCCUCACUGAGCUAAUGAAACUGGCUAAUCGCUUUCAGCUGCAGCUCCUCAGGGAGAGAUGUGAGAAGGGUGUUAUGUCUCUGGUGAACGUCAGGAACUGUAUUCGCUUCUAUCAGACCGCGGAGGAGCUGAGCGCCGGCACGCUGAUGAACUACUGUGCGGAAAUUAUCGCCAGCCACUGGGACGACCUACGGAAGGAGGACUUCAGCAGCAUGAGUGCCCAGUUGUUGUACAAAAUGAUCAAAUCCAAGACUGAGUACCCGUUGCAUAAGGCUAUCAAAGUAGAGAGAGAGGAUGUGGUCUUCCUCUAUCUAAUUGAAAUGGACUCACAGCUCCCUGGGAAGCUGAACGAAGUGGACCACAACGGACACCUCCCCUUGGACCUGGCCCUGUCACGGCGACUGGAGAGCAUUGCCGCCACGCUGGUUAGUCACGGAGCCGACGUGGACAUGGUGGACAGGAAUGGCUGGAGCCUGUUACACAAAGGAAUCCAAAGAGGAGAUCUCUUUGCUGCCACCUUCCUCAUUAAGAACGGGGCCCUGGUCAAUGCCGCCACGUUGGGUGCCCAGGAGACACCGUUGCACCUCGUGGCGUUGUACAGUUCAAAGAAACACUCCGCGGACGUGAUGUCGGAGAUGGCCCAGAUCGCAGAGGCCCUUCUGCAGGCCGGUGCCAACCCCAACAUGCAAGACAGCAAGGGCAGGACCCCCUUACACCUGUGCAUCAUGGCGAGGAACGAACUCGUAUUCAGUCAGUUGCUGCAGUGCAAACGGCUGGACCUGGAGCUGAAGGACCACGAGGGCAGCACCGCCCUGUGGCUCGCGGUGCAGUACGUCACGGUGUCUCCCGACCACUCGGUGAACCCCUUCGAGGACCUCCCGGUGCUGAAUGGGACGUCGUUUGACGAAAACAGCUUUGCGGCGAGACUCAUCCAGCGCGGCAGCAACACCAACGCGCCCGACGCCGCGACAGGGAACUGCUUACUACAGCGGGCGGCCGAAGCAGGGAACGAGGCAGCGGCUCUUUUCCUGGCAACCAGUGGAGCCCACGUCAACCACAGAAACAAGUGGGGAGAAACCCCGUUGCACACGGCCUGUCGGCACGGGCUGGCCAGCCUCACCGCGGAGCUCCUGCAGCAGGGGGCCAACCCCAACCUGCAGACCGAGGAGGCCGCGUCCCCGGCCGGCUCAGGGGACGGCGUCUACCUGCAGACCCCAUUGCACAUGGCGAUUGCCUACAACCAUCCGGACGUGGUGUCUGUCAUCCUGGAGCAGAAAGCUAAUGCGCUUCAUGCUACCAACAACUUGCAAAUCAUUCCGGAUUUCAGCCUCAAGGAUUCCCGAGACCAGACUGUGCUGGGCCUGGCAUUAUGGACCGGCAUGCACACGAUCGCAGCCCAGCUGCUGGGUUCCGGCGCUUGCAUCAACGACACCAUGUCGGACGGGCAGACCUUGCUGCACAUGGCCAUGCAGCGGCAGGACAGCAGGAGCGCGCUCUUCCUCCUGGAGCACCAGGCAGACAUAAACGUCAGGACUCAGGAUGGGGAGACGGCCCUUCAGCUGGCCAUCAGGAACCAGCUCCCGCUCGUCGUGGACGCCAUAUGCACGCGUGGAGCGGACAUGUCCGUGCCAGAUGAGAAGGGGAACCCCCCGCUGUGGCUCGCGCUGGCGAACCAUCUGGAGGACAUCGCAUCCACCCUGGUCAGACACGGUUGUGAUGCCACGUGCUGGGGCCCAGGGCCGGGCGGCUGCCUUCAGACACUCCUGCACAGGGCCAUCGACGAGAACAACGAGUCUACUGCCUGCUUUCUCAUUCGCAGCGGCUGCGAUGUGAACAGUCCCAGACAGCCCGGUGCUGAUGGAGAAGGGGAGGAGGAGGCCAGAGACGGGCAAACGCCCUUGCAUUUGGCAGCUUCCUGGGGGCUGGAAGAGACGGUGCAGUGUCUUCUGGAAUUUGGUGCCAGUGUAAACACACAGGAUGCGGAAGGAAGGGCACCUGUCCACGUGGCCAUCAGCAACCAGCACAGUGUCAUCAUUCAGUUGCUGAUCUCCCACCCUGACGUCCGCCUCAGUGUCCGCGACAGACAGGGGCUGACCCCCUUUGCCUGCGCCAUGACGUACAAGAACAACCGGGCGGCCGAGGCCAUCCUGAAGCGAGAGCCUGGGGCUGCCGAGCAGGUGGAUAACAAGGGCCGGAAUUUUCUUCAUGUGGCAGUCCAGAACUCUGAUAUUGAAAGCGUCCUGUUCCUGAUCAGCGUCCAGGCUAAUGUGAAUUCCAGAGUCCAGGACGCCUCCAAGCUGACCCCUUUGCACCUUGCUGUCCAAGCAGGUUCAGAGAUUAUCGUCCGCAACCUGCUUCUUGCAGGAGCCAAAGUGAACGAACUAACCAAGCACCGCCAGACUGCCCUGCAUCUCGCCGCCCAGCAGGACCUGCCCACCAUCUGCUCCGUCCUCCUGGAGAAUGCGGUGGACUUUGCUGCUCUGGACGAGAAUGGAAAUAACGCUCUUCAUCUCGCGGUCAUGCACGGUCGGCUCAACAACAUCCGGGUCCUCCUGACCGAGUGCACCGUGGACGCUGAAGCCUUCAAUCUACGAGGCCAGUCGCCGCUGCACAUCCUGGGUCAGUACGGCAAAGAGAACGCAGCUACCAUCUUUGAGCUCUUCCUGGAGUGCAUGCCUCAGUACCCUCUGGACAAGCCGGACGCGGAAGGAAACACGGUGCUGCUGUUGGCUUACAUGAAGGGGAAUGCCAACCUGUGCCGUGCCGUCGUCCGCUCGGGAGCUCGCCUCGGGGUCAACAACAACCAAGGGGUGAACAUUUUCAACUACCAAGUUGCCACCAAGCAGCUUCUGUUUAGACUGUUAGACAUGCUGUCCAAGGAGCCUCCAUGGUGCGACGGCUCCACCUGCUAUGAGUGUGCGGCCAAGUUCGGAGUCACGACGCGCAAACAUCACUGCCGUCACUGCGGACGCCUUCUGUGCCAUAAAUGCUCGACCAAGGAGAUCCCUAUUAUAAAAUUUGAUCUGAACAAGCCCGUGCGAGUUUGCAACAUUUGCUUUGAUGUGCUGACUCUGGGGGGCGUCUCUUAGUGAGCCCCCCGGCCGCACCCCGGUCACCUCCCGGGGGCCGCUCCGCGUGCCAGCCUCACCCACCCAGAGCAGGGCUGGCCCUCCUGUCUUCCUGCGGCAACAGACUGAACCAUUACGGACCCGCUGUGAUCAGUCCCGCUUCAAGGAUUCCGCGUGGUUGUUGGCGUGUCAGACUGUGGUCAGGGCCACCGGACGCCUCCCACCUUGGACCAGGCCGUGUGCCUCGUGGCCCCUGCGAUGGGCAUCCGGCCCCACUCUGCUUGCAGCACAAGGACCCUGGGAAAACCCUCCCCCUGCGGCAGCGUAGUGUCCGCGGGGAGCGUGCCCGCAGCGGGAAGCUGGCCUCACUUGAGGGUAAGUGGCUGUGGACUUCUGUGCGCAGUUUUCAUAAAGAUUCUAGGAUCCUCUGGCCCGAAGUCUUUUUUGUUUUUUGUUUUGUUUUGUUUGAAAAGCUAAGCUGUAUUUUAGGGAGCUAGCCCUUUAAAAAAGGCGAAAUCUUUCUAAACAGGGUUCAAAGAUGAGAGCUGAAAAAUCGUGGCCUUAACUGAAAGCUUUACCGUAUCCCUACGACUGGGUGUUGGGAGGGCAGUGUCCCGUUCUCUGUCCUGCCGCAUCCUGUCUGCAGAGGCCUCGGUCACUCUGCCGCUGGGGCGUGGUGGCGGAGACGCGCGGCGCGCUGUUCCAGACGGCUGCGCUGCUCACGUUCAGAAACGCCCCCGCCUCCAGCAGCCCUGGUUCUGAUGGCCAGCUUGCAUCGGACCUCAGCACACACUUCCUGCGAAGAGUCCCUCCCCGGGAGGGACACCGUCACUAGGCCUGGUGACGGGAGGGGCAGCGUGCGGCCUCGGGCCGGUGGCUGCCGGGUCGGCCCGCGUGUGCGAGCCUGCGGGGAAGAUGCUGGGCCGUGAGUGGAGUGAGGUCCUCGAACUGACCGGGCCUCAGUCGCUGCUCGUGUGUGUGCUGACCCCGCAGCGCUGAGCUUCUUUUGAAGGUUUGGCCGGUUUAAAAAAAACAAAAACAAAAACGUACAUUUAAAGAGAAACUUCCACCACUGCUUUAAGAAAACUAACUCCGAGGUCAACACAAGCGUUCACGAGUUUUUCUCAGAGAUCGACCGUCUUAAUCGUAAUACUGAUUUCUUCUGACAUUUGAUAACCACUGCAUUGUUUUUGCAUUAAUGAAAAUGGAUAUGUGUGUAAAGGGACUAAGUAUUUUUUUGCAACAGCCUGGUUGUUUUGGUUUGUUUCUUCGGAUAGUGGUAUGUCCUCUCUGUUGCUGUAGGUUUAUACAUUCUCUUGCCUACAUAUGUGUGUAACAUGAGCUGAUAAACCAGAGUGCUACUUUUUAAUAUUUCUGUGAUUUAUGAAAUAUAUAUGCUUUCUAUGUUAAUAGGAGCUUGUGCACAAUGUUUAAAAGAAAAAAUUAAUUACAAGAGUUUUCCUGUCCCCUAAAGUCUGUGACAUAUUUCAUGCAGAACCUUUAGGGAGAAGCACCUGGCCUUGGCAGACGCCUGCCCACGUGAGGCCCGCGGUCGGUUUCCACGUGCGGGUGCCUGGACUGGGCCCUGAGGAAGUGGGGCGUAGGCAGGUGGCUUGACUCCUUAGUUGGAAAGGAAGAUAGUUAGGCUUCCGAUGCGAGUCGAGGUGCUCGGUACGUUUACACCUGCUCUUUCCACGUUCAGGGUGGAGAGUCAGUCGGGGCGUGGCCGGCUGUCUCGCCCCCGCCCUACCGUUCCCAGUCCCAGUAACAGUGUCGCCUGCGAUUGCACAUAAAAUCUUAAAGUUGUGCUGAAAAUGUGCGACGUGAAGCUUCCGUUCCUGCACAGAGUCCAGGGGCGGCUGUGGUGCUGAGCAGAGACGUGGGGGGACGCUUGGGGAGUCCUGCACUGGCUUCAGGGGUGUCCUCGCGUGGUACACGGGGGCGGCCUGCCCACAGUGUCGGGGUGCUCGCUGGCCGCAUGCAGCACGUCCCGUGGUGGCUGGCCGUGGGACGCCCUCGUCACUGCCCAGGCUGGGACCUCACACGCUACAGAACUGCCUAGCUCUUUGUGACCGUUUCACCCAUAGCUUAAAUGCUAGUAGCAAAGUCUCAAUUUUAUCCAUUCAGAAAACUGCCAGCUGUAAACAGUAGAGCGGGAAGAAUAAACCUCAUGAAAUACAAUUUGUGCAUCAGUGAAUUAGCUCUAACUGCUUCCUGCUCAUCGCCAGGCUUCCCGGACUGUGCACUCGUAGCCGUCUUUCCCUUUUUUAAAUACUUCCGUGUGCAGUACAAGCCACGUGCUGUGCGCAAGGCCAACGGCUAAACUGACUUGCUGUGAUCCUCUAACGUGGGAGUUCCCCACCAAACUUAAGUGCCUACACCUAGGAGUUUUUAGCUCUCUGUGAUUUGUAGUGGUGUCUCGCAGAAUGAUGGACUAGAACACGAGUUCCGUUUGCAGUUUGCUGCCCGCACUUGGUCAACCCCAGUCCCCAGGCUGGUCGAGGCUGGACCAGACCGCUCAGGUCGCCUGCCGAACCCUCUCCAGGAGUGGGGUCCCCGUGACCGCCCGCCCUCUACCUCAGCCCUGGCCGUGCCCACUCCUCUCCCUGCCCGGGGGCCCUGCGAGGAGCCCAGUGGGCCGGUGCAUUCGCGACCACCGCACACUCAUGCCCCCUGCCUGUUACGCCGAAUGGAGUUGCGCUGACCUUGUCCAGAGGCGUGGAGUGGGGGAGAGCCUAGGGAGGGGAGGGCUGUCAUCUCCAUCUGGGCCGCUCGACGGGAGAGAAAGAACACUGUCGACGACGUAAAUGCUCAGGCCUGAGAGGCGCACCAGGCCCCUAGGUGACGGGAGCCAACGCAGGUGAGUGUGACGCCGUCACGACGGGGACCAAAGGAGCCCCUGGCACAGCUUCUCCCACGACUGGGAUUGCUGCCCUCAGGACGAGCCCCAGGAGGACUGGGCACGGGACCCCCUAAUCUGAAGCGCCCCCGGCCGCGGAGACGUUCCCGUCCUGUGGGAGCAGUUCGGCGAAGAGCGGAUUGCUUGCCGAGACGCGCUCAGCACGUGCUAAAUUACCCGGGGUCGUCAGAUGCCUGAGAGACUGUCUUUGGAAGCUCGUCGCCUGUACGGUGCCUCUUCUGUGUGGCGUAAAUAACGUGCGGCCUGUCGCGACAACGUUGGCUUUCCGUAGCGAGGGGGGGUCUAAACCGCUUGACCCCAUGACUUGUCCUCUUUGGGCAGAUGUGUGCGGCUGGCUGUUCCCGUGACACCCGUGUGACACCAAGGGAGGGGCGGAGGCUGGAGGUGUGCCUCAGUUUCCAGGCCGUUCAGGGUGGCGCUCAGUGUGGGAGGAUGGCUCUGUGUGUGGGACCACGACACUCCCAUCCGCAGCCCGUGUGAUGGAAUGUAUGUCUCGAAUACCGGUAUCGGCAUUUUCUGUAACAAUUCCUUAUAACGAGGUAAAGUUGUGCAUUUAACGUGGAAACUUUAAUGAGACGAUUGUAGUUACUUUUUAACGCAGCGGUACCAAUAAGCAUUAAAAGCAACCUUUUCAAACUC